AUGGAUCACUCAGGUCCUUAUACGCAUCCUCGAGUUCUCACACCAGCUGAUCUCGAUCAUGCUCAAUUGCAUUGGCUGCUGAGAGUUGGUGGCCGUCUAAAACAUUCCGUUUUGGAUCCUGAUGAGAGGCAUCCAUAUAUCUUGCCAUCGACGUCUCCGUUUACACAUCUGGUCGUUGACAGGUGCCACCAGCGUACGCUUCAUGAGGAUACCCAACUCACACUAGCCACCUUGAGACGUCAAUUUUGGUUUCUUCGUGGUCGUCAGGUUGUUGAGUCUCGCAUUCCGCGAUGUGUAGUAUGUAUUCGUUAUCGUGCCGUCACUGUCACGCAGCUCAUGGGAAACCUCCCUUCAAAUCGCGUGCAGCGCACUCGGGCUUUUCUUCACAGUGGCGUGGAUUUUGCUGGUCCAAUAAGAAUACGAGCUGCCCCUGGACGUAGGAAAAGAUCGUAUAAAGGCUAUAUUGCGGUUUUUGUUUGCACGUCUACUCGUGCUGUACAUCUGGAGACAGUGUCUGAUUAUACUUCUCUGUCUUUUCUAGCCGCCUAUCGACGAUUUGCCUCACGACGAGGUAUUUCUUUCACUCCUGCAAGUGACCAGGGAACGAAUUUCGUCGGAGCCGAUGCUGAGCUAAGGGCACUCUUCGCGGAAGCGUCACGCACUUCGCAGGACAUCGUUGAUGCUCUGGCCAUGGACCAAACCACUUGGCUGUUCGUCGUGCCUUAA
This is a messenger RNA of Belonocnema kinseyi, 726 nucleotides long. RefSeq lists its product as uncharacterized. NCBI's taxonomy places the organism in Eukaryota, Metazoa, Arthropoda, Insecta, Hymenoptera, Cynipidae. Bases 1 to 726 code for a protein of 241 amino acids. Gene Ontology annotation, molecular function: nucleic acid binding. The record is from RefSeq and is a predicted model, not a curated record. The transcript is spliced from 2 exons.